UUGAAUCAUCCAAAAUAAAUUAAAAAAAAUGUUCAACAUUCACCAAUCAAAUGUCGUGAUAUUUUUGUUGUUGUUGGUAUUAUCAUCAUUUUAUAAAAAUGGUUCUACACAAUCAUCAUUAAAUUUGAAUGAAACAUCAUCGACAACAAAUCAAUUUCGAUUACCAACACCAGCACCAACACCAAUAUUAUCACAACCAUUAUUAAAAUCGAAUGCAAUUGAAUAUUUUCAAUGGUUAUUACAAAAAGCAUUACCAUUUAAUUUGAAUCAUGAACAAACAAAAAUAUUUUUAAUUGCUCCGGCAAAUAAUUCCGGUAUAAAUAAUUCAAAUUUAUCAACAUCACAACAACAACAACAACAAACAUCAACAAAUAUUGAAAAUGAUAAUAUUAUUUUUACCGGUAUCAGUCAACCGAUUGAACGAAGAAAAUCUUAUUAUUUUCUAAUUCCAAAUGAACAGCUUAAUGGUCGAAGUGCAUCAGAACAAUUGAUCACUGAACCACAAAUUGUAUCGGAUCCAAUAGCAACACAAAACUAUUCAUCAGAAAUUUUCGACAAUAGUUUGUCGCAAAAUUUUACCAAUUUCAAUCAAUCAAAUAAUUUCUCUUUGUUAACCGAAGAAAGUCGUACAAGUGGUAAUGAUUCACAUUCCAUAUCGAAUCCAUUUGCAUCAUCACCAUAUCGUAGUUCUAACGAUGUUAUUGAAAGUUUAAUUAAAAAUAUAUUCAGUGAUUUAACUCUUCAAUCGUUACCACCAGAAGAUGUUUUAUUUGGUAAACUUCCAGAACGUGAUUCGAAAGUAGAUCUUGAUCCAGCUAUAAUAUUUGGAAAUAUUACACAAUCAGAUCAACGAUCAUCAAUCGAACUUAAUCAAUCACCACCACAAAAUGAACUUGCAUCACAGUUCCAAUCGCAACCUUCACCACAAUUACAGCCCCAAUUCGAAUCACAGUUCCAAUCGCAACCUUCACCGCAAUUACAGCCACAAUUUGAAUCACAGUUCCAAGCUCAGCCCUUACCGCAAUUACAACCACCGCCUGCACCAAAGUUUCAAGAUCAACCCUUACCGCAAUUGCAACCACCGCCUGCACCACAGUUUCAAGAUCAACCCUUACCGCAAUUACAGCCGCGACCUUUAAAACAGUUUCAACUGAAACCUACACCGCAGUUAGAACCACCAUCACCACCACCAACAUCAUCACUGCAAUUACAAACAGUCAAUUUUCGCCAACCACCAACAACUCCAUUAUUUACAAACUAUAGCCUUGAAAAUUUCAACAAUCAAAUUCUUCGCAAUGAUUUUAAUUUAAAUCAAAGUCGAUUUAUUAACAACAACAACAUCGAUCAAGGUUUAACACGUGAUUUGGCUCCAAAUCAUGGAAAUUACAGCUUUGAUCGAGAAAAUUUUACAUUUGUUCGUAAUGAUAACAAUUUGCCAUCUUCACGACAGCACAGUGGCUUCGCAAACAAUUUCACAAUAAAUCAAAAUUACAAUCUAACCAAUUCGAAUAAUUAUCAGCCACCCACAACUGUUCCAUUGAAUCUAUCAUCAUUUCGAUUUUCAAAGAUUCCUCCUCCUUAUCAAGCUGGUGUUGAAUAUAGUGCACCUGAUGAAAUGCCCGAUCAAGAUAUUACUGAUCAAGAUUUAUUCGUAGAAUUGAAUCGAAUUCAAGAACAACCAUCAUCGUCAGCAGCAUCAUCGUCAGCAGCAAAACCAGCACCAGUAUCCCGAUUUUCUACGACAAAUGUUCCUCAAACAUUUCCCACCUCAUUUAAUAAUGAAAUCGUCGCAACAACAUUACCGAUUAAUUAUGGUCAGCAACAAAAUCAACCAAGAAUGGUAGGAGAAAUUCCAACCAAAACAUUUUUUCCACCAACACCAAUUCCACGUGGACAAACAGUUCAAUUUCAUAGUCAACGAGUAACACAUGUUGCUCCAUCAACAAAAUCAACAUCAAAUUUAUCGUAUCAAAAUUUAAAUACCAGUCGUUAUAAUAAUUUUUUCAAUAAUAAUUUUUAUGCACCAUAUGAUAAUACAAAUUAUUCCAUCUAUAAUUCACCAAUUGUUUCCGGUUCUAAUGAUAAUUAUUAUAAAUAUAAUUUUUCGGGUAAUAAUUUUGUUGAAACAUUUCCAAACAAAUUACAAACAACAAAUCAAUCACCACUUCUACCACCACCACCAACAUCAACAUUAGUGACAAAUUCAUUACCAAACAAACAACAAUUAUCAUCAAGACAUUCAACAGGUUUGUUGUUAACAUCAACAUUUACUGGCAGUAGUUCUAUUUCACAACGAUCAAAACUUCGACCAACACCGAUCAAUAUUAAUAAUAUACCGAGACCACAACCACCACCUACAUUACGAACGAAUGAUGAUAAUAUACCGAUGGUAAUGAUACCAUCGGAUUUGGCCAAUAGACUUGUCAAUAUAAUUUCAUUGCCAAAUUAUAAAUUUUAUCUGGGUAAAAAAAUUCGCUAAAAAAAUGUUUUUUUUCAAGCAAAAAUAUUCAAAAAAAAAAGUUUCAUUAUCAUCAAUAAUCAUCAUCAUCAUUCAUUAAUUAUUUUCUCUUGAUAUUCAUUCACCAAUACUUCAAUACAAUCCGAUUCCAAUUAUCAUUA
Molecule: messenger RNA, 2619 nt
Organism: Dermatophagoides pteronyssinus (European house dust mite)
Lineage: Eukaryota; Metazoa; Arthropoda; Arachnida; Sarcoptiformes; Pyroglyphidae
Source: RefSeq, a predicted model, not a curated record